Mya arenaria is the source of this 2438-nucleotide messenger RNA. Its product is annotated as carboxypeptidase O-like. Gene Ontology annotation, molecular function: metallocarboxypeptidase activity; zinc ion binding. The coding region runs from base 389 to 1759 and encodes 456 amino acids. The transcript has 7 exons. The record is from RefSeq and is a predicted model, not a curated record. Lineage: Eukaryota; Metazoa; Mollusca; Bivalvia; Myida; Myidae. Gene Ontology annotation, biological process: proteolysis.
GUGCACAGGUUACAACAACUGUCACGUUUAUUUAAAUGUAAAAGUAUAGAUGUUAAGUCAAUUUGACAAUAAAUUGAUCAAUGCAGAUUCAAUAGGAAUAGUGCGUUUUACAAAUAUAUGUUGUUAAUUGUUUAUGACAACUUUUAGAUAUGUUACUGUAAAUACUGAAGAAAGUAAACAUAAAAUGGACAGUCUAACCACAAGACCACAUACUGAUAUUUUGAUUAUUUGUAUCUUAAAAUCAGGAAGCUUGAAAUUCAUGCCUAUUGAACUGUGAAAUUAUGCCAUACCAGCUGAGCAUGUUAAAAGUCAUAAGUUUUAUAAUGUGUUGAAUGGAUUGGAAUAUCGACUUAAAUUCUUGCACAUAGUUACUGACUUCAGACUAGGCAUGAUGAAACAAAAUGAACAUUUUUGUGGUUUCAUGACAAUCAUAGUACAUUUGUGGAUUUAUUUGGAUAUAAAACAAGUUUUGUCUUAUGAUGUUAGACCACAGAGAGAAAAAUACACUCCAAAUUAUGGUAUUUAUCAUAAUCUUUCAUCAAUAAAUUCAGUAAUGCAAAACCUUAUUAAAGAACACAGCAAUAUUAUUCAAGAUCUUUCAGAACUGUACUUAUCCCGUGGUGGCAAUUCUCAACAUGUGGUGCAUAUUGGUGCUAAUCCUUAUUCAAACAACUCCGAAACUGUGAAAAUUUUGUUGUCUUUCGGAGAACAUGCCCGUGAAUUUCUGCCAAUUGAGUCCUUGUUUUAUUUCCUAAACAUGAUUUUGCAAAGUAAAAAUGAACAAGAUAUUGAUUUGAAAGACUUUGAUGUCUAUGUAAUUGUUAUCGCCAAUCCUGAUGGAAGAUUGCAUGUUGAGCAGACUAAGAAUUUUUGUUGGAGAGGUACAGCAAAUGGUGUUGAUAUCAACAGAAACUUUGAAUGGGAGUUUGGAGGGAAAGGAAGCUCAGCGGACAAGACAGAUGAAGAAUACAGGGGGCCAUUUGCAUUCUCAGAGCCCGAGACAAGAGUGUACAGACAGCUAACGAAGGAUGUCAAGUUUGAUGCUUUUUUGUCGCUUCAUUCAGGCAUUAAACAGAUCUACGUUCCUUAUGCAGAUACAAAGUCAAAAGCUACAAAUAGAGAACCCGAAAAUAUAGCAGAGAUGAUGAAAUUAGCGGAAAUCUUGUCCACGUGUACCAGUUACAGAUACCAAUACGGUAAAGCGGCUGAUCUCAAUGACUACACAGCAGACGGAACAGUGUUCGACUAUAUGGCGGGAGUUAAACACAUUCCAUUUACCUAUGCAAUCGAGUUAUGGGGACCAGAAAGGCACACAACACCAAGCUGUUUUGACCUAUUUAACCCUGCUAAUGAACAAUUAAAGACAGUUGUAGAAAAGAUUUACCCACUGUACGUGAACUUUUUCCACUACCUCCUUUCAUGGAAAAAAUCGAAACAACGUGGAGACAAUUUGAUCAACCAACCACGGUUUGAAAAAAAAGAAAAGAAUAGAAACUUACAGCGCAUGAGUGUUUUAUUCAACGAACCAUAUCCUCCAUUGUAUACGAUGAGUAAAGAAGACGCCAGAAGCCCGAGAAGGACCCCUGAACAGUCGGACAGCUUAUUAUUGGAACCAGUGGUUUUGUUUUCGGCAUUGCUGAUACUGAUGAUGAUUCUGUUUUCGGUGAAAGAAAGAGUUAGCAUCUUUAGACUGCUUCCUCAUCAGAGAAGAAUUAUUAACCUUCGGAACCUUGGUGCCUCGUUACCAUUUCUUAAAUAACAAUUAUUGUUUAGUUUUAUUUACUAAACCAUUUGUUCGGCAUAUGCCGGGCGGCUUUAGUUAAUAAAAAAUAAAGAAAAACUGACUUCGUUUUGGCGCGGAUUGCCUCUAUACUAGAGAAACUCAUAAUAUACAUUUGUGUAUGUUCGAACAGAUAUUUAAAUAAAUCAAUUACUAAAACCAAUUUAUGUGGGUUUCUAAAGAAGCUCGGGGCAUACCUACUUGUAAACGGGUAUAGAGGCAUUUCGCGCUGAACGCUAAUCAUUUUUGUUUGGUAUUAUAAACAAUUCAGUCGGCCAUACAUCGAGAACUUAUUUACAAUUGUAAUUACCACUGCUUUACAUUUAUUGUUGCUUUUUUAUGCGCCCGAAGGAUGGCAUGUACUAUCUGAGAAUCCGUCCGUCUGUACGACCGUCCGUCUCCAUGGUGACUCAACGUCAGCAAUUUUACCUUUCUCUUUAUUCACCUUCAUCUUGUUUGAUAUGACCGAAAAUGGUUGAAAAUGAUGUCAUGUGGUUCAUGGCGUCUGCCGAGAAAACAGACUUAGUGACGUAGCUAAAACGUAUCUAAAUUUGUUUUACGGCGUUUUUCGUCUUUUCCGUCGCAUGUUCAUGCUAAAAGCCAUCUUUGUGUUUUAUGGAUGUUCAUUUAAAACAUUUAUAAUAAAGUGUAAUUCAAA